UGUCACCGAAGUACGUGACGAUCGAAUUCCUAUCGGAAUCAAUCCGGUCCGACGACAUGAGCCGCAAAGGGACCUUUGCGUUGUAAAGACAAGGUAAUCUAGCUGGCCCGUACUAUAAAAUGCUAGUAUCCCAUCGUCCGCGGGGUUGAUAGCCAAAGGAAUCUCACAAUGCCAUUGAACAAGGUGAUUAUAGUCGGCGCAGGUCCUACCGGCCUAAUCCUAGGCCUCCUCCUCGCCAAACAAGGAAUCCACGUCGACAUCCUCGACCCCGGUGCAACACUCGACAAACAACCCCGUGCAGCACACUAUGCCUCUCCUGCGGCUUACGAACUCGACCGUGCCGGCGUCCUCGACGAUGUUACGGCCCGCGGGAUCAAUCACAAGAAAAUGAUCUGGAGAAAGGUUGACACGGAUAUAGUGGCUAUUAUGCGUCUGGAUCGUAUGCCAGAGGAACGUAAGCGGCAUUCUCUGGUGGUGCUUCCGUUGGGUCAGUUGGGAGAGAUUCUCUAUGAACAUCUACAGCGGCAACCGACGGUGAGUGUGAGAUGGUCGCAUAGGGUUGUUAAGGUGGGGCAGGAUGGGGAUAAGGCUUGGGUUGAUGUUGAGACAGGGGAUAGUAAGAAGAGAUUCGAGGCGGAUUAUGCUCUUGGAUGUGAUGGGGCGAGUAGUACCGUGCAACGAGAACUAUUUGGAUCCGAGUAUCCAGGCGAGACUUUGGAUGCGCAGCUUGUCGCUACAAACGUCUACUACAACUUCGACUGCUACAACUACACAGACACAAACUUCAUCAUCCACCCCAAGAACUUCUACAUGGCUGCGUGCAUCACUGUAGACGGCCUCUACCGCGUAACCUACGGCGACACUCCCGGCCUCACGCGCGAAGAAUUUAUCGCCCGCCAACCAAUGCGCUACAAGGAGAUCCUCCCCGGAAACCCCAAACCAGGCGACUACCAGAUCACGAACAUCAGUCCAUAUCGGAUGCAGCGGCGGUGCGCACCGUCGUUUCGAAUGGGACGGGUAGUUCUUGCUGCGGAUGCGGCGCAUGUUUGUAAUCCAUUCGGUGGUCUAGGCCUCACCGGCGGUAUUGCAGACGCAGGCAGCCUCUUCGAUGCACUAAUGGGCAUUCACAUGGGCCUUUCUGAUGAUAGCAUCUUGGAUAAAUACAGUGAGGUGCGGAGGAAAAUCUGGUCGGAUGUGAUUGAUCCCGCGUCUAGGGAGAAUCUUCGACGGCCGCAUGAGCAGGAAGCAAGUACUGCGCGGGAGAAUGAUGAAUUCUUUAAGCUUUGUGUGAGGGCUGAGGCGGAUGAGGGGCUUGCGGGGGAGUUGCCUAUGGGACUGGAGGUGCUGAGACAUGACAUGACCCCAAUAUUACAACAAGAAACCGGUCACUGUCAAUGUUAAGAGUAAGCUCUGACUGUUUAGAGCUUACAUUGACUCAUGUUUUGAAAUGUGUUCAAUAUAAUCUAUACAAAAGGUAUCUAAUGUUUAUACAUAACAUCAUCGGCAUCGCAUCACAUUUACAGCAUUGGCUUCAAGUCAUCGGCAACAUUGAAAGGAGCAGCAGUCUUGCUGCGGAUCUCAUCAACCGAGACACCCUCAGCGUGCUCGGCCAGGGUCAAACCCUCAGUAGGGCUGACGUUGAAGACAGCGAGGUCGGUGAUGAUCUUCCACACGCAGCGGGGACCGGUAAGGGGGAAGGAGCAGUCUGCAUCACA
Messenger RNA from Aspergillus ruber CBS 135680, 1715 nucleotides. RefSeq names its product FAD-dependent oxidoreductase. The transcript is spliced from 5 exons. Lineage: Eukaryota; Fungi; Ascomycota; Eurotiomycetes; Eurotiales; Aspergillaceae. Gene Ontology annotation, molecular function: FAD binding; oxidoreductase activity. Gene Ontology annotation, biological process: ubiquinone biosynthetic process. The coding region runs from base 169 to 1401 and encodes 410 amino acids. The record is from RefSeq and is a predicted model, not a curated record. Gene Ontology annotation, cellular component: mitochondrion.